Messenger RNA from Stylonychia lemnae, 1239 nucleotides. The record is from the annotation of a GenBank genome assembly. NCBI's taxonomy places the organism in Eukaryota, Ciliophora, Spirotrichea, Sporadotrichida, Oxytrichidae.
AUGAGAUUUGCAGCUGAUAUAUCGCCAGCAAGAAAUUUUCUUUAGGCAAAUGCAGGCUAGCCAAGAGAAACUGGAUCAAGAUUUAAUGAGUUCUAGCCAUAUACAGUAGGGGCUUCAAGUGUAUCCAGAAAUCAAAAUGCUUCAAUCUUAAAGCCUAUAUCUCCCAACAUCAGCAUGAGUAGAAUAAAUGCUAGCAAUCAGAGAUAGGUUUAAUUUCAGUAGCUGAGAAGUAAUACCAGCAGAAUGAACCAUUCAAGGUCUCCAGUUUAUUUUGUUGAGCCCUCGCAGAGUCUCAAUCAUACCCAGCAUAACUAGUCAAGGAGUUUGCUAAAGAAUGGUAAUUUAGUUAAUCCUUUAUACAAGCAAAGGCAAGAUUUGAGUCCUUCUAGUCAAAUGAAUCUCUUACUGAAAAAAGAAAGAGAAUAUAAUGACUUCUAUGAGAAAAAAUCUUAUGUUAAGAAUCAAGGCUACUACAACAUUAUAGUCUCUGGAUUCAAUAAUAUUUAGAAAGACUCAAGUGCUUAUAACCCAAGCGUCAGGAGACUGGAGAACUUAAGCUUGCUAAGACCUAGAGAUGAGAACUCAUCAAUCAACAAGAAAAAUCAGCAAGAGUCAGAGAGAGAAAACUUGGCUUAUAGUGACCUUAGGAAGCAGAUCAUUCAGGAGUUUCUAUCCAUACCUAACCGUAGAGACAAGGAAAACUCUAGUAAACUAAAGAAUUUGAUCAUUGGAAAAUCACAAUUUGCCUAGAAACUUAAUUUCAACAAGACUGCUUCAAAUAUUUAUGACGUCUCAUAAAGAGAAAACGAGAUACCCACAUAUUCUCCCAUUGACUAGAAUAGAACUGCAGCUGCUUAAUAUGUUCAUGUCAGCAACUCUACCAGAGCUAUUCUCGUUUCAAAUGAUUCAGGACUAAACUAUGCUGAAAUUCAAUAUAUCAGAAGGGAGGACGCUGAAUAGGCUUUGUAGCUGAAUCUUAAGGAAUUUAAAAAUGAUUAGGCUUACUUGAUGAUAAGUGUAAAGUACAAAGAGUCAGACCCGCAGCCACUCAGACCUAUCAAUCAAAACCAUUUGAAGAGUGAGAAUGGAACUGGAGGUUUGCAAAAGAAAAAUCCUCACUUGUCAUUGAAGAAUGUAGGCUCUCUCAUCUAAGAUGAAAUCGAUGAUGACAGAAAUAAUGGAAAUAUCAUAACUCAACUCUUAGAUAAGAUUAUUGGAAUAUUUAUGGCAGUAUAUUGA